This is a messenger RNA of Asparagus officinalis (garden asparagus), 1764 nucleotides long. RefSeq lists its product as uncharacterized. The coding region runs from base 137 to 1426 and encodes 429 amino acids. The transcript has 6 exons. NCBI's taxonomy places the organism in Eukaryota, Viridiplantae, Streptophyta, Magnoliopsida, Asparagales, Asparagaceae. The record is from RefSeq and is a predicted model, not a curated record.
CCAUCACUGCUCUCUCUAUCUCUAAACUGUAGUCUGUACCCAAAAUCCAAAGUAAUCACCCAAAAUUAAAAAAGUUCAAAAAAUAAAAAUAAAAUUCGUCUGCAAUCUUUGAUCCGUCGCGAUUGCCAGUGAGGCGAUGGCGUAUCGAAGACGGCAGGGAAACGCUAAAUCCUUCACCUUCGAAGACUCCAGAUCCGGUCAAGAACCGCCGUCUCCGUCGCCGACGGCGGAGGAGAAUCCAUCUCCGAUCGCUGCCCAGGCGAUCCGAGCUUCGUCCGCCCACCGCGACUCUUCCAUCUCCUCUGCCUAUGGCGAAUCCACGAUCGCUUCAGCGUAUAAGGAUUUGCCUGAUCGUCGGAGAUCCAGCGUUUCUCCUAGGGAUUCUGGUGCCUUUGAUACAUCGAUGAAAAAUGUAAACGAGUCCAAAUAUGGAUUUUGGGGAGUCUUAGCUAGAAAAGCCAAAUCUCUAAUUGAUGAUGAUAACGCAUCUCAGAGGUUUGAAAACUCUGGUAGGAAGCAGCCGGGGACCUUUGACUCGAGAACAGGUGGUCAGUUUCCACAAUCCUAUCAGUCACCUGAGGGACUACAACAAGCUGAAGCUCAACCCACUCAGAGAAGUCCAGAUUCAAUAGCUUCUUCUCUUAAUCACAUUGGUGGUACAAUAAAAAAUAAAAUUGAAGAGGGUCUGACAAUCAUGGAGAACAAGACCGCUGGCAUUAUCCAAGAAACACGAAAGAUUAAUAUUCGGAGAAAAGGAAGUGGCCCUGGACAGAAUCAGGCUUCAUAUACAUCGGCUCAGCACAAUUUCUCUCCUGUUCAUACUGACCAUGAAACUCAGUUGAAGGCAUCUCGCGACGUUGCAAAUGCAAUGGCUGCCAAGGCGAAGCUUCUUUUGCGGGAAUUGAAGACUGUCAAAGCAGACCUUGCUUUUGCAAAGGAAAGAUGCGCCCAACUUGAAGAAGAGAAUAAGAUGUUGAGGGAGGGUCAUGAGAAGGGAGGCGGUCCUGAAGAUGAUGAUUUGAUACGAUUGCAGUUGGAGACAUUAUUAGCUGAGAAGGGGAGGCUAGCGCACGAGAACUCAGUCUACGCAAGAGAGAAUCGGUUCUUAAGGGAGAUAGUAGAAUACCACCAGCUCACUAUGCAGGACGUUGUGUAUGUUGACGAGGGGAUUGAAGAGGUUUCCGAGGUUUUUUCCAACAGUCCGCACCAAACGCUAUCAAGAACCAACUCUCUCUCCAACUCAUCUCUUGGUGCUUCAUCGCCUGCUCUUCCUACUACAAAGCCUCCAGCAAUUGUUGUACCAGAAGCCUGCCCCAUUGUUCCUACUGCUCCUUCACCUCAUGUUACAUCAGUAGUAAUUUCUCCGGAUCCAAGGGCGAGUUCUAAAUUACUUGCAGAACGUGAGGAUGAAAAUGAACAAUUGUAGAACUGUGGUGCGAUACAUGCAUACUUCUUUUCGCCGUCGGGUUGUGUCUGGAUUGUUUUGUUUGUACGAGUUCGCCGAAUUGUGAUUUCGACCGACCGGUACCACUUUUUUGGGCUAUGUUGUCAUCAUUGUUCAUUCACAUUGUAUACAAAUAUAUGACUUGAUGUUGUUGAUUGUAAACUUUGAACUUCAUGGUCGUUCAUGUAACAGUAGUAGAUGUAACGGUUCGGUAAAAUGUGUUUGCAGCUUGAAAGCAGCAUCUGGAUAUUGCAUCUUACAAGCAUGAUGCUCUCAAACAGUGAGAAAAUUAAUCGGAAAUUUGUUUCUUUGCGUAGCCA